Schistocerca nitens (vagrant locust) is the source of this 1944-nucleotide messenger RNA. RefSeq names its product hemicentin-2-like. The record is from RefSeq and is a predicted model, not a curated record. Gene Ontology annotation, molecular function: protein binding. NCBI's taxonomy places the organism in Eukaryota, Metazoa, Arthropoda, Insecta, Orthoptera, Acrididae. Bases 1 to 1944 code for a protein of 647 amino acids. The transcript is spliced from 11 exons.
AUGGCCCGAUCAGUACUCUCCAGUGAAGCAGUUCACACAAAUGGUACUCCACGGCUCCGAGCACACCGCUCCAUACAAAAUGCAACACAACCACAGCGACCCGGCGUACUACCAGAACCACCAGGCAGCAAGCCGGAGCCGAGGGUGCGCUGGCUGCUGGACGGCGAGGUGCUGGACGAGGAGUGCGAGAAGAACGCGGGUGACGUCAUCGAGAACAGGCUGACGUUCCGCGCGGUGGCGCGCAGCGACCUGGGCGCCGCCUUCACCUGCCAGGCGACCAACACGCGGUUGGCGGAGCCGCGCGAGGCCACCAUUCGUCUCGACCUGCACCUUCGGCCCCUGGAGGUGCGGCUGACGGAGCGACCGGACCAGCUGGAGGCGGGCCAGCGCUACCAGGUGGCGUGCGAGUCGACGGGGUCCCGGCCGCCGGCGGUCAUCACCUGGUACAAGGGCAACCGUCCGCUCAAGAGGUUCCGGGAAGAGACUCUCGACAACUCGACGCUGAGUGAGCUGAUCUUAGUGCCGUCCACGGAGGACGACGGCAAGGUGCUGACGUGCCGCGCCGAGAACCCCAACAUCACCGGCGCCUACCUCGAGACCAGCUGGACGCUCAGCGUGUUGUUCGCCCCCAUCGUGUCGCUGCGCCUGGGGCCCACGCUCAACCCUGACGACAUCAAGGAGGGCGACGACGUCUACUUCGAGUGCCACGUCAGGGCCAACCCGCCGUGGAGGCGGCUCUCCUGGCUGCACGACGACGCGCCGCUGAGCCACAAUCAGAGCGCGCACGUCAUCCAUAGCAACCAGAGCCUGGUGCUGCAGAAGGUGUCUCGCCAGGGCGCCGGCCGCUACGUCUGCGUCGCCGCCAACGCCCAGGGAGAGGCCGCCUCCAACGAGCUCGACUUCCGGGUCAAGUACGCGCCGACGUGCCAGCAGGAGCGCAUCAUGGUGGUGGGCGCGUCACGCUCGGAGACGCUGGACAUCGCGUGCCACGUGGACGCCGAUCCGCCGGCGCGCGCCUUCCGCUGGAAGUUCAACAACUCCGGCGAGACGAUGGAGGUGUCGGCGGAGCGCUUCUCCAGCAACGGCUCGGAGUCUGUGCUGCGCUACACGGUGCAGUCCGACCUAGACUACGGCUCGCUGUCCUGCUGGGCCGACAACGCCGUGGGCGUGCAGCAGGCGCCUUGUGUCUUUCAGGUAGUGGCAGCAGGCAAGCCGUUCCCGGUGCGCAACUGCUCUCUGAGCAACCAGACGGCCAGCUCGGUCGAGGUGUGGUGCCAGGCGGGCUUCGACGGCGGCCUGCCGCAGACCUUCGUGCUCGAGCUGUUCUCGGGCUCCGCGCCGCGCUACAACCUGACGGCGGCCGACGCGCCCGUCUUCCUGCUCGCCGACCUCGAGCCGGAGGUCACCUUCCGGGUCGCCGUCUUCGCCGUCAACGCCAAAGGACGGAGCCCCGCCGUCCUCAUCGAGGAGAUCACCUUCCGGGACGCCGAGCGACGCACUGCCUCAGAGGGCGUGUCUAUGUCGCUGCCGCCGCUGCUGGGGGCGGUGGCGGGGGUGGCGCUGUCACUGCUAGCGGCGGCGCUACUGGUGGCGGUCCGCCUCCGCCGGUCAUCGCGACAAUGCACGGGGGGCAGCGACCAGCUGGUGGUGCGUCGCGUCUCGCCGCCCACGCGCCCCACGCCGCCGUCCAGCGGGUCUCCAGCGCCGGGUCAGCCGCUCUGGCCGCAGCCGCGCACCUCCUCGCCCCUGAUGACGUCACCGACGGAGCAGGCGACGUCCUCGGCCAGCUCGGAGAGCGGCGGCGCCCCGCGGCCCCGGGACCUGCGCCUCAGCAGGCACUCGCCGCCCCCGCAGCCCACCACCCCCGCGCCGGACCUCGAGCUCAACGGUCACGCCAUCAAGGAGCGCCUCAUGACGUCACGAAUCCCUGAGAGUUGCGUAUGA